Messenger RNA from Hypomesus transpacificus, 2148 nucleotides. Its product is annotated as RAB3A interacting protein (rabin3). Gene Ontology annotation, biological process: exocytosis. The transcript is spliced from 13 exons. Bases 460 to 1770 code for a protein of 436 amino acids. Lineage: Eukaryota; Metazoa; Chordata; Actinopteri; Osmeriformes; Osmeridae. Gene Ontology annotation, cellular component: Golgi to plasma membrane transport vesicle. Gene Ontology annotation, molecular function: guanyl-nucleotide exchange factor activity. The record is from RefSeq and is a predicted model, not a curated record.
CCCGGUGGACACAAGGAAAAGCGAAGCAGGUGACUGGACUGACAGACGGGACAGUCGGAUGCUCAGUUCCCGUAGCUGUCGUUGUUUCAUAUGUAUCCAGCCAAAUCUGCAACGACUACGUUGAUCGUCAGAUCAGUCCUGUCGGGCGAAAGUAAUAUAAAACACGCUGCGACUCCAGGUUUAUGCAUUCGGUGGAUUUUUUCGGGAUCGCUAUAAUUCGACACAGACGGCUGUCGGUGUAGGGCCACGCCCACUGACCAGGCCCGCAGGUCUCUCUGACUUCAGAGCUGAGCUGACAUUAAUACAGGCACCGUUGCCAUAGCAGCCCUCCUGACAGACAGCAGAAGCACUACUAGGCUGAGAGGCCAGGGGUUGAGUGGACCAGCACAGACAGAGCCCCCAGCUUGUCCUCCUCCUACCUCGCUUUCACUAUGAGUGGUGUAUGAUGUGGUCAAGGUCAUGGCCAGCGAACCCCUCGAAGGUUUCCAUGAGGUCAACCUGGCUUCGCCCACCACCCCGGACCUCCACGGCCUGGCCGAGACACGCCCUCAGCGACACAGCGCCCCGCCCAGCUCUCUGUACCGCACCCCCUCACUUGGCUCCGCCUCCUGCCCCCCCAAUGCCCUGAGGGCUGACCAGCUGCCCACCCAGCCUGUCUACUCCGCCCCCCGCCAUCUUGGCAAUGACGAGGCGCACAAUGGCAGUGUUCCAGGACUGGAGCCCUCUGCCCGCUCUGAGGUGGAGUCAGCAGAAAGUGUCUUCCUUGUUGGAGAGGAAGGGGAGGAGUUCCUGGGCUUGAGUGACAGCAGCUUGUCCCGCCUCCGCAGCCCCUCUGUGAUGGAGGUGAGAGAGAAAGGCAACGAAAGGCUGAAGGAAGAACUGGCCAAGGCACAGAGGGAGCUUAAGUUGAAGGACGAGGAGUGUGAGAGGUUGUCUAAGGUGAGGGAUCAGCUGGGGCAGGAGCUGGAGGAGCUCACUGCCAGCCUCUUCCAGGAAGCUCACAAGAUGGUCCGUGAGGCCAACGUUAAGCAGGCUACUGCUGAGAAACAGCUGAAAGAGGCGCUGGGCAAGAUUGACGUGCUGCAGGCGGAGGUGCUGGCCCUGAAGACUCUGGUCCUCUCCUCCUCCCCCACCUCCCCCUGCCAGGACCUCCCCCCAGGCACCAAGACCCCCUUCAAGAAGGGCCACGGCCGCAACAAGAGCACCAGCUCCGCCAUGCUGGGCAGCCAGGCCGAGCUGUCAGUCACGCAGCCCAUCGUACGAGACUGCAGGGAGGUGGACAGUCUGCUCUUCAGCGAGUUUAAGGCCUGGAAGGAGGAGCCUAGUCUGCAGAGGAGCUGCUCCUUCCUGGAGAGAGUCUACAAAGAAGAUAUCCACCCCUGCCUCACCUUCUCCAAGAGCGAGCUGGGGUCAGCCAUCUUGGAGGCGGUGGAGAGGAACACGCUGAGUGUGGAGCCGGUGGGCUUCCAGCCCCUGCCCGUCGUCAAGGCCUCGGCGGUGGAGUGCGGAGGACCAAAAAAAUGUGCCCUCAGCGGCCAGACCAAAACUUGCAAGCACAGGAUCAAGUUCGGAGACUCCAGCAACUACUACUACGUGUCUCCCUACUGCAGAUACAGGAUAACGUCAGUGUGUAACUUCUUCACCUACAUCCGCUACAUUCAACAAGGGCUGGUGAAGCAGCAAGACGCUGAACAGAUGUUCUGGGAGGUGAUGCAGCUACGCAGGGAGAUGUCAUUCGCUAAGCUGGGCUACUACAAGGAUGAACUGUGACCAAUGGGGUUACAAGGAAGGCGGGUCUUCAUCCUUGAUUGGACACACUCCGGCCAUAAAAAGCAGGGCUCUCGAAACAUCUAUACUGCAUUACUGAAGGACCUCCCACUUGAUUAUGUUGUCAUGGUAGCCCUGUAGACCCUACUAGACUCUGCUGUACCAUAAACCUAGGACAUGACCCCUGAACACUAGCAUUGAUCAGAACCUCAAACAUGGAGGCUCUACUCCAACCAAUGCCUGUACUCUAUUUAUCCUGACAUCUACCUCCAUAUAUAGGCCUACCUUUAGAUCCUGCCCCUUACAUACUACACCCUACCAUCCAGCCCUCCUCUACACCCUACCACCCAGCCCUCCUCUACACCCUGCCCUCCUCUACAC